Molecule: messenger RNA, 1231 nt
Organism: Xenopus laevis (African clawed frog)
Lineage: Eukaryota; Metazoa; Chordata; Amphibia; Anura; Pipidae
Gene: derl1.S
Product: MGC82342 protein
Source: RefSeq, marked predicted
GACAGGCCCUGCGGCCGGUCCAUUCUGCCAUGUCUGACCUCGGCGACUGGUUCCGCAGUAUCCCCUUGAUUACUCGCUACUGGUUCGCCGCCUCCAUAGCUGUGCCCCUCGUCGGGAAACUUGGUCUCAUCAACGCUGUGAAUCUUAUCCUGUGGCCUGAAAAUUUCCUGCAUAAGUUCCAGAUAUGGAGACCGAUCACGGCAACAUUUUAUUUCCCCGUGGGGCCCAAAACCGGCUUCUUGUACAUGGUGAAUUUGUACUUCCUUUAUCAGUAUUCCACAAGACUGGAAACAGGCGCGUUCGAUGGACGGCCAGCGGAUUACGUCUUCAUGCUUCUGUUUAACUGGAUCUGCAUUGUGAUCACUGGAGUCAUAAUGAACAUGCAGCUGUUGAUGAUCCCCCUGAUCAUGUCGGUUCUGUAUGUCUGGUCCCAGCUGAACAGAGACAUGAUUGUGUCAUUCUGGUUCGGAACAAGAUUUAAGGCCUGUUACCUUCCUUGGGUCAUUCUUGGAUUCAACUUUAUUAUUAGUGGAUCGGUGGUCGAUGAGCUGAUUGGAAACCUGGUGGGACAUCUCUACUACUUCCUAAUGUUUAAAUACCCCAUGGAUCUCGGAGGGAGGAGCUUUCUUUCCACGCCACAGUUUUUGUAUCGCUGGUUUCCUAGCAGAAGAGGGGGCGUAUCCGGAUUCGGCGUCCCACCAGCCAGUGCCAGACGAGCGGAGGACGAUCAGCCGGCAGCGGGUAGAAGACACAACUGGGGGCAAGGUUUUCGUCUAGGAGACUAGUGAAAAACACACUUGGUAUCUCUUUAAAAAAAAGAGUGCGAGCAAGAACAUUUUUUUUUACGUUUUCUUUGUAAAUGUAGAACUUUCUGACUCUACCGCGCAGGAUGCAGCAACUGAAACAGCCGCGGGCCAAAUGAGGAGAUUAAGUUGCGCCGAUGUUGCAACUGAUGCAAAAGCAACUAUACAUUCAGCCUGCUGUCUGUCCUGAUUUGAUUACUUUUCCUGAAAAAUCACAGACCGGAAACAUGUUGAUUAUUCUCAACAGAGUAGAAUUAAAAAUGUUAUUUCCACCAUAACCUGACAGUUUGGAGGUAACCGAGACAACCCGAUUGUCAGCGGGUUCUGCACUUUUGUGUCUCUCUCUCCUGAGCAACAUUUUCAGGUAAACGGAUGUGAAGUUCUAGUAAUGUCGGGGAGGAAAUAAACAGAAAUGUAUUUAAACUUAA